Molecule: messenger RNA, 3398 nt
Organism: Hemibagrus wyckioides
Lineage: Eukaryota; Metazoa; Chordata; Actinopteri; Siluriformes; Bagridae
Product: paired mesoderm homeobox protein 1-like
Exons: 4
Coding region: 426-1139 (237 amino acids)
Biological process (GO): regulation of DNA-templated transcription
Molecular function (GO): DNA binding; DNA-binding transcription factor activity, RNA polymerase II-specific
Source: RefSeq, a predicted model, not a curated record
CCUCCAGCAGCCGAGCAGAGCGGACUGAAAGCGCGCGCGAGUGUGUGCGAGUGUGUAUACUGUGUGUGGCGUGUGUGUGUGAGUGUGGUGUGUUUGUGGGGAGAACUUGGACAUUGUCAUCAUCAUCAUCAUCAUCAUCAGGGUUCGUGCUCAAACUAGGAGACGCGAGAAACUUUGUGACAGAUGCUGAAGAACCUGGAGACCUGGAGAAAGUACGUUACUCUAUCUGGAGUUGUUUGUCUCGGAAAGACAGAAACGGAUUCAUGACUAGAUUUCGGAUCUGACAGAAGACAUAAGACACGGCAGAGAGAGAGAGAGCUCUGUCCUGUCUUCACAGCUCUUGGGUGAAACCCAUGUUUGCUGCGGCGCACUCUCGGAGGCUGUGCGCGCGACACUUCCGCUCCUUCACCGCCGCAUCUUGAGUCAUGACUUCUGGUUAUGCAGCGCAUGUAAUGGACAGAGCGAUCACCGCGGCCAAUCUGGACCAUUUGCACGCCAAGAAGAACUUUUCCGUCAGCCACCUGCUGGAUCUGGAGGACGCGCGUGAGAUGGCCGGAGCUCAGGCCGAGGAGAGCAGCGCGGAGGCGGGCACAGGGAGCCUGGAGUCUCCGGGGCUCACCAGCGGUAGCGACACGGCGCAGCAAGACAAUGAGCAGUUGAACUCUGAGGAGAAGAAGAAGCGGAAGCAGAGGAGAAACAGGACCACGUUUAACAGCAGUCAGCUGCAGGCUCUGGAGCGCGUGUUUGAGAGGACGCAUUAUCCUGACGCCUUCGUCAGGGAGGAUCUGGCGCGCAGGGUCAAUCUCACCGAGGCUCGCGUGCAGGUGUGGUUUCAGAACAGAAGAGCUAAGUUCCGGCGUAAUGAGCGUGCGCUGCUGGCCAGUAAAAAUGCCUCACUGCUCAAAUCCUACUCCGGAGACGUGACCUCGGUGGAGCAGCCCAUCGUCCCACGGCCGGCGCCGAGGCCCAGCGAUUACCUGUCCUGGGGAAGCUCACCUCCGUACAGCGCCAUGGCCUCCUACUCGCCGUCAUGUGCCAACAACAACACGGCGCAGGGCGUGAACAUGGCCAACAGCAUCGCCAACCUGAGACUGAAGGCCAAGGAGUACAGCAUGAACCAGGUGCCGACCGUCAACUGACACAGGAGAGCGGGCAGAACCCAGGCGACGUGUGGCACCGAGCUGCUGCCAUCCCUAACAAAGACCUUUCACACGAACGCUUCUCUCUGUGAGGACUCGGAGACUUGCGAGAAAAACAUGUUUAAAGAAAACUUCUAAAGCAGUGAUUGACGUCAGCAGCGCUCAUACAUUUGGCAGAGCGAGGAAAACUCAACUCGAUUUAACUCGACUCAACAGGAAAUGGAAAGUGUGUGUUUUCUCGUUGGCCAGGGCGUCGCUCCUACAGGAGGAACUUUAACUCUACCGGUCUGGAGACUGAAGCAGCUCCAUGGAGGAACUUUUUGGAAUGUAGCAAAGUAAAUCUCAUGAAUGUUACUUUCAGGUAGCCUUCAGGACUUUUCCUUGAUUUCUCUCUGGACGUAAUCGUGACUGCAGACUGGAUUGUUUUUAUUUUAGGGAAAAUAUACCUUUAUAAUGAAUAUACUAAGAUUUUGCUGUUGGGUUUAUGUUACUGAUGUGUAUUUUAAAGUAUGUCAAAACAUGCAUAGGUCCACACACACACACACAGCAACACAAACAGGAAGCACACACUUUGCACACACAUACACAACACCUUGGCAACUUGUAUAGAUUUGUAUUCAAAAUAAAAAUACUAGGCAUGUAAAGGUUGGACAGUUGACCAAUCAGAGGUCUUGUCUUAAUAUUUACCGCACUGCUGAGCUGAUUUAAACCACACGUACCAGCUGAUAAAUUGUUUGGAAACUCCCUGUGCCCGUCAAUCCCAGUGCCAUAGAAGGAGGCGUGGCCUGUAUGCCUGUCAAUCACAGUCCCAGGGAAGAGGUUGUGGACUGUGUGCCUGUCAGUUAUAGUCCCAGGGAAGUAGGUGUGGCCUGUAUGCCUAUCAAUCAUAGUCCCAAGGAAGAAGGUGUGGCCUAUGUGCCUGUCAAUCAUAGUCCCAGAGAAGAAGGUGCGGCCUGUUUGCCUGUCAUUUGCAGUCCCAGAGAAGGAGGUGUGGCCUGUAUGCCUGUCAAUCAUAGUUCCAGGGAAGUAGGUGUGGCCUGUAUGCCUAGCAAUCAUAGUCCCAGGGAAGAAGGUGUGGCCUAUGUGCCUGUCAAUGAUAGUCCCAGAGAAGAAGGUGUGGCCUGUUUGCCUGUCAGUCAUAGUCCCAGGGAAGAAGGUGUGGCCUGUAUGCCUUGUUAAUAAUAGUCCCAGGGAAGGAGGCGUGGCCCAUAUGCCUCUCAGUCAUAGUCCCAAGGAGGGAGGUGUGGCCUGUGUGCCAGUCAGUCUUUGCCCCAGAGAAGGUGGAGUGGCCUCAGUGCUUGUAAGUCAGAUAGGAGGCAUGGCUUGCAUGUGUGGAGUUCAAGCUCUAGUCUUGUCUUAUGAUGGAAAGAAAAUAUAACUUGUUGCUUUACUUCUUUCUUAAGACUCACCGGCGUAGGCAUAGCAAGGAUGGAAGUCAUGACACAUACAUGCUGCAUGAUCAAAAUAUAAAUAUAUGUAAAACUCAGUGAGGGUGUUAAAGACCUCACCACACUCCAUAUAUGUGCCUGAGAGUUUCAGUGAAGGGGGCGUGGCCUGUGUGCAAGUCAGUAUGAACGAAGGUAUGGCCUGUGUGACUGUCAGUCCCAUUAGAGGAGGUGUGGCCUGUGUGUAUCAGUCUACAGGAAGGCGUGGACUGUGUGAUUGUUUUCUUUUCAUCAUAAUCACAGAGCUUGCUAGAAAACACAGCAAUUUUUUUUUCUUCAUAAAGGUUCUUUUAGAAUACAAUUUUCAUUCACUUUUUGCAUUACUUCUUUCAUGAUUUAUAUUUGAUACAACUGCUAUCUGCCAUAAACAUAGCUGUUUGUCGGUCCCUCUGAAAGAGGCGUGGCCUGUGUACCUGUCAGUCCCUGUCCCGGUGAAAGAGGCGUGGCCUGUAUGCAUGUCAGUCCCAGUCCUGGUGAAGGAGGCAUGUCCUAUGUGCCUGUUAUUCCAUGUCCUGGUGAAGAAGGCGUGGCCUACAUAUGCCUCAGCCUCAGUGAAAGAGGCGGGGCUUCUGAGCUUGUCAGUCACAGUCACAUAAUUUUCAUGUAUCAUGCUUACAUCGUUUCUCUGUUCAUUUAUCACUCAUCUCAAAACUAAAGAUCUACAGCCCUAACAUAAUACUACGCAAUUCCACCUGAAUUAACACGGAACAGGAUUGUGUGUGUGUGUGGCCUUUACUUUUACCUUUUUUUGUAUAUGGCCUGAGUAUAUCUGAAUCUGUAAUAUUCUUAUGCAAUAAAACAUCUGCAAGCAGCA